UGUCACGGUCUCUGCAAAGGACAAGGCCACUGGCAAAGAACAGCAGAUUACUAUUCGGUCGUCGGGUGGACUCUCAGAAGAUGAGAUAGACAAGAUGGUCAAGGAAGCUGAGAUGCAUGCCCAGAGGGAUCAGGAGCGGAAGGCGCUGAUUGAUAUCAGGAACAGUGCAGACACUACCAUAUACAGUAUUGAAAAGAGCUUGAAUGAAUACAGGGACAAGGUCCCCAAGGAGGUUGCCACAGAAAUUGAAACAGCUGUUUCCGACCUGAGAACAGCAAUGGGAGGCGAUAACAUUGAUGAAAUCAAAUCAAAGCUUGAUGUAGCAAACAAGGCUGUUUCUAAGAUUGGACAGCAUAUGGCCGGUGGUGCCGGAGGUGGCUCUGAAGGAGGUUCUCAAGGGGGAGCCACUGAGGCCGAGUAUGAGGAAGUAAAGAAGUAGAUUAUCUUAGGGAACAUUGAAGAUGGCACGUUGGAGUUGGUUUAGAUCUCAUUCUGUUGUCGAAAUGAAAAUUUUCUUUGUCAACCUCCUAUACUCUCCCUUAGUAUGCUGUAUAACUAAAAAGUUGAUGUGAACUGCUUUACUUCUGAAAUUUUUUGUUCUCCUAGUAGAGGGGUGAGACCAACCUCAUUAUGAUUUAGGCUAUAGUAGAAUUUUUGUGAUCUCAUUCUCAAGGUCAAAGUGAACCUUGCGUUGUGUUGCAAAAAUAAAUUACUUCAUGAGAUGUAGAGUAGAUUGUAUGACUAGAUUACCCUUGCCUUUUAAGUUUCUUUUCUGUG
Messenger RNA from Nicotiana tabacum (common tobacco), 777 nucleotides. The record is from RefSeq and is a predicted model, not a curated record. Lineage: Eukaryota; Viridiplantae; Streptophyta; Magnoliopsida; Solanales; Solanaceae.